Messenger RNA from Peniophora sp. CBMAI 1063, 1227 nucleotides. Lineage: Eukaryota; Fungi; Basidiomycota; Agaricomycetes; Russulales; Peniophoraceae. The record is from the annotation of a GenBank genome assembly.
AUGGGUGCAGUCGACCCAACAUAUCCGCUUUACCCUAUCGCAUGCGUCCUGGCGGCGGCCAUGCUACUGCUCGUGCAAUUGACUAGCUUCAUCCGCCAGAGCUGUAAUCUCGGCGUCGCCUUCUUGUGCUUUUGGCUGUUCUUCGAGAAUGUCACAGGCGCUGUGAAUGCCAUCGUUUGGUCAGGCAAUGCUGAUAUCAAACUCCACGUGUAUUGUGAUAUCGUGUCGCAUCUGGACAUCGUCUGCUUCGUCGUCAAGCCUAUGGCGACUCUCAUCAUCACACGUCGGCUGUAUCUGAUUGUCAGUCUGCAGUCAAUAGAACUACCCAGUUUGUCGGCUAGACGCUGGAAUAUCCUAUUAGAGUGGAUGAUGGCGUGUGCGAUCCCUCUGCUCGUAGCUCUGCCCAUUUAUUACUUGGUACAAGAUAUGCGAUUCGCAGUGGUCGAAGGCUUUGGGUGCAUAAACUCGGCAGCACCGUCUGCGCUGAAUAUGAUCCUCCUCAAGAGUUGGAGCGUAAUUCCGCCCUCUCUGUCCAUCGCCUUCUACUAUCCCAAAGUCAUACGAAUGUUCUACCGUCAGAGUAGAGACGUGAACAGCUUUCUGCGCAGUAAUAACUCGGUAUCGCGGACGAAUUAUUACCGCAUCCUUGCGCUCGCGAGUAUCGACGUUGCACUCACAUUGCCUGUGGGUAUCACGAACAUGCUCCUCUAUAUUAUGGUGGAUGUAUCGCUGUCUGGUGCUAUUCCAUUUUAUUCAGGCUGGCACGCGACACAUUCAGACUGGGCCCCCAGAAGUAUAACAUACGCGGAACUCCAAGCUUCUGGCACAUCAUCCUUGGUGUUGCAAUACUUUGCGCACUGGGUGAGCCCAGUGCUCGCGUUUGCUAUUUUCGCUCUGUUCGGUUGCACGGUGGAGGCACGGGCAUCGUACUGGCGCAUGUUCUGGACGGUUGCUGGGUGGCUCGGUUGGAGGCCAAACGCGCGUCUGGCGCGUAAGGACGCGUCCACGUCGAUAGGCGCUAUCGAGUUUGGAGCGCGUCCUCCAAUCCGCUCGCUGGAUGCUGAGAUGGGGUCUCGUUCUCCAAGUCUCGUAAAGGCCGACUUACCCAUAGUCGGGUUCAACCCCGGAAGCUACGCUGCAACCGAAGUUACGGCUAUAUCAGAUACGCAAAGCGACUAUGGCGACGUCAAGAGCUUGUACUGUUUGGACUCUGCGUAUGCUAUAUGA